This is a messenger RNA of Alligator sinensis (Chinese alligator), 1030 nucleotides long. It is a transcript of the gene BCCIP, whose product is annotated as BRCA2 and CDKN1A interacting protein. Lineage: Eukaryota; Metazoa; Chordata; Crocodylia; Alligatoridae. Gene Ontology annotation, cellular component: nucleus. The transcript is spliced from 7 exons. The record is from RefSeq and is a predicted model, not a curated record. The annotation marks the transcript as partial.
UCCGGCUCCGACUCGGACUCCGAGGAGGAGAAGCUCCCUGAGGAAGUGAAUAUUGAAUUUGAAGCACAUUCAAUAUCAGAUAAUGACUGUAAUGGUAUAAAGAAAUUACUGCAACAGCUGUUUCUAAAGGCUCCUGUUAACACCGCUGAGCUGGCUGAUAUAUUGAUACAACAGAAUCCCAUUGGGAGUGUUAUCAAGCAAACUGAAGUUCAAGAUGACAGUGAUGAUGAUGAUGGUGAUGAAGAUGAGGUAUUCGGCUUUAUAAGCCUCUUAAACUUAACUGAAAGGAAGGGUAUGCAGUGUGCUGAACAAAUUAAAGAGCUGAUUCUAAGUCGGUGUGAGAAGAACUGUGAACAGAGUAUGGUUGAACAGCUGGAUAAGCUCCUAAAUGACACCACUAAGCCUGUGGGCUUCCUGCUAAGUGAAAGAUUCAUUAAUGUACCACCACAGAUUGCUCUGCCCAUGCACCAGCAGCUUCAGAAAGAAUUAGCUGAAACACAGAAAACAAAUAAGCCUUGUGGAAAGUGUUACUACUACCUUAUGAUCAGCAAGACCUUUACAGAGGCAACCAAAAGCAAUUCUAAGAGGAGAGGGAACACGCAGCGAAAAGAGGAAUUAAUGUUUGCAAAUGCAGAGGAAGAAUUUUUUUAUGAGAAAGCUCAUCUGAAGUUCAGCUAUUCUGUGCAAGAAGAGAGCGACACGUGUUUGGGAGGCAGAUGGUCUUUUGAUGAUGUGCCAAUGAAACCUUUGAGGACUGUUAUGUUAAUUCCAGCUGAUAGGAUGAACGCAAUCAUGGAUAAACUCAAAGAAUAUCUCUCAGUCUAAACAGUUUCCUAUGAACAAUAUUUUUAAUAGCAAGUGUACAAAAUUAUAAGAUUUUUGAAUAGCUUCAGAAAAGUUCUUUGAUGUCAACAGUUUUGUAUUCCUCACUUACUUUGUAUAUUUUAAUUUGAUAUUUUAAAACUCCAUGUCCUAAUGGACUUUGUCACGAUGAAGCAUGCAAUAAAAAAGCCCUACAUCUGUAAACUUC